Molecule: messenger RNA, 1398 nt
Organism: Diaporthe citri
Lineage: Eukaryota; Fungi; Ascomycota; Sordariomycetes; Diaporthales; Diaporthaceae
Exons: 1
Coding region: 1-1398 (465 amino acids)
Biological process (GO): riboflavin biosynthetic process
Molecular function (GO): 5-amino-6-(5-phosphoribosylamino)uracil reductase activity
Source: RefSeq, a predicted model, not a curated record
AUGAUGCCUCGCCGGGGCAGAGACGACGUACCCCAACCGAUCCUUCACCCCAUAGCCUCGCAUGCGACCUUUGACACGGCAGCACCGGCACCAACUCCACCAACGGCGCCACAGCCGCCUUCGGCCUCGGAGCAGCAGCAGCAGCAGCAGCAUGGCGGGAAAACGUCAAGGUCGGAACCGCCGCCGCCGGACCAGCUCUCCUUCUCCUACCUCCGCUCCCGGAAACUAGAGCCCUACCUGCCGCCGCCCGUGGACGAGCACCACCCCCCACCCUCGCUCACACUCACCCACAACUUUGCGCACCCCCCACCCCCACCUCCCGGGCAUCAACACCAGCAUCAGCAUCACCACCACCAGCAUCACGCAGGGGCAGCGCAACAGCAAGCCUCGUCCCCAGAGUCCCCAGCACCCUCAGCCCACGACGACGACGAGGAGGAACAACAACAACAACAACGCCACCACCACCCCCAUCACCACCAUGAGGGAGACCACUCGGACCACGACGAGGGUGAGGAGGAGCACGACGACGACGAAGAAGAAGAAGAAGAAGAAGAAGAAGAAGAAGAAGAAGACCUCGACUGGAAGCCCCGCCCCUUCAUAACCCUAACCUACGCGCAGUCCCUGGACUCGGCCAUAGCGUCCUCCCCGGGCGCCCGCACCGCGCUGUCCGGCCCCGCGACAAAGGCCAUGACGCACUUCCUGCGCAGCCGGCACGACGCGAUCCUCGUGGGCGUGGGGACCGCCGCCGCCGACGACCCGGGGCUCAACUGCCGGCUCGAGGUCGAGAUGAGCGGGGGCCACCAGCCGCGGCCCGUGGUGGUGGACCCGGCGGCGCGGUGGGAGGUGGGAGAGGGGAGCAAGGUCGUGCAGCUUGCGAGGGAGGGGAGGGGCCUUGGGCCUUGGGUGCUCUGUGCUGAGGGGGUUGUGCCUGACCCGGCGAGGGUGGCGGUGUUGGAGGGCGUUGGGGGGAGGUAUAUUGCUGUUGAGGGGGCGAAAAGGGCUGGGAGGGGUGGGGGGAAGGAAGGGGAGGGGAAGGAAGUAGGAGGGGAUGAGGGAGAGGAGGAGGAGGAGGAUGAGGAUGAGGACGGGUCAAGACCGGUGUUAACGUGGGACAGCAUCUUCGGCCUGCUGUGGGAGGAGGGCAUCAACAGCGUCAUGGUCGAGGGAGGGGCAACCGUCAUCAACGACCUGCUGCUGCUGGCGAACGAGGGUCUUGACGUGGUGGACUCGGUCAUCGUCACCAUCGCCCCCGUGUGGCUGGGCGCCGGGGGCGUCACGGUCGCGCCGGAGAGGCCCGUCGACGCGCACAUGCGGCGGGUGCCGGGCCCGAGGCUCACGGACGUCAUGUGGAGCCAGAUGGGCGACGACAUGGUGCUCUGCGGGAGGAUUAUGCGGUAA